AAGUCACAGGAUGCGGCUGAGAGUCUCGUUUACCACGGGAUAACAGUGACCAGUUGGAUACAAUGUCCAGUUAGAUCCAGAGUGUGUUGACGCUGUGUGCCCUGCUGCGGGAGGUCACAAACUGACCAUGACGAGCACCUUGACCCCUGGGGAUGCGGACAACCCCACCCUCCGCAAACACAGGGUCGGGAUCUACGGCUGGAGAAAGCGGUGUCUCUACGGCUUCAUCCUCGUCAUCUUCGCCAUUCUCAUCAUCAACAUUGCUCUCACCGUCUGGAUCAUUCGCGUUAUGGACUUCUCUAUCCGAGGGAUGGGCCGAUUACAAAUCAUUGAGAAAGGCGUACGAGUGAACGGCGAGGUGGAGUUCCUUGACUCUUUGUACACGUCAUCAGUAAAAACCAGAAAUGGGGAAAAUUUGUAUGUGGAAUCCAGUGGGGAUGUUGUCAUACACGCCAGGGAUCACCUAGACAGGAUCGCGAACGAAAUAAAUAUAAGUAACGGCGAAGUAAAAUCAGUGUGUGAAAAUUUCGUCAUUAAAGACAAAAAUGGGAAAUUGCGUUUUGGUGUUAACAAAAACGGUGUUACUCUGGGCCAAGAGAAUUUAAAUGUAGAAGGUCUGUCUGUGGACAAGAUUGUACAGUCUCCCAUAAUUCGCGGACCCAGUCGAGAAUCAUUAAGAGUUGUGUCUGUAACGCGGGAUGUCAGAGUUACGGGCCCUGCUGGCGUAGAACUCAGGGCUCCGGCCGGCAAGAUACAUCUCAACAGUUUAAAUGACAUACUUAUAACAUCCAAAGGUCAAGGGAUCCGCUUUGAUGCUGAGAAAAUGUACCUGAAAAACCUUCCGCUGGGUAAUCCGCCCAUCGCCGGAGAUCCGCCCGUCGAAGUGUACCAGCUGUGCGCUUGUAAGGAUUCCGGACGUCUAUUUCUGGACAAAGUUGACGGACCAUGUACAAACACAGCCUCCAUCUGUAGUUAGUUCUCAACGGAACGAGGGACAGGCUGCGGCGUAUAGACACUACGCAUAGUAUUCCCAUUCUGGAUCAAAAAAGGACUGGAUUGAAGGCCUCACUCUGUGACUGGAGGAAUGAAGUUCCGUCUGUGAAAUGAAGUUUGUGUGUAUGACAGAUUUGAUCAGAGGUAUACAUGUACGUGUAUAUCAAAGUGUGGUAGAGUUAAGCUCUAGUAUCUCAGAGUUUUACUCUAGCCUCUGAGAGCUCUACUCUAGUAUAUGUAUGUAUGUAUGUAUGUAUACCAUAAUUGGUCAGGCUUAUGACAUGAUAAAUGACAUUGUUAGACCUAAUACCACAGUUAUACCAUGAUACCGAACUUAUACCAUGGUGAAUGACAAUACAUCCCAGUGGUCACAAUGUAGCAGACUUGUUCUGAAGUGUUAAAACAAGAUUGAUUAAGAUCACUCUACGAAUUAGGGUUAGCUAAUUUACAAUGGGUCGAAUUUUUACCUCGAUCGGUCAUUUUUAUCACAGCUGUUCAAAGUUAUAGCUCGAAGGGUUUAAACACCAAUACCAUGGUGACUCACAGCGGUACCAUAGAGGGACAUACUCGUAGAUGUGUCACGGUGGGUCAGGUGUAAGUUAACGGACUCGAUUUAUACCAACGUGGAACAAACCUAUACCCUAAGGGCACACCUCUUUUCACGUUGUUUCAUAUGUUUGCCAUACAUCUGUAGUAUUACAAGUCUAUAAAUAUCUUUUGAUCGAACGGACCACUGCACCGUUUAAAAAUUUUAAAUCAAUGUUGGGCCAUCGUUUUUCUUGUCAGACUCUGUGUCAUUUGUAACCACACAGCAAUAGCUGGCCUUUUAGUAACUUAGAAUCCAGUGAAAGUUCGAUCUCCAGUACCCUGAUAUCUGUUGGUCCAGUUAUUUAUGUUUGUUCGUUGUUAGGUAUUCUUGACAUUUUUAUUUUUGUCUUGUUUUUCACAUCGACUAACUUCUCAUGAUGUUGUAUAGAGUGUAUUUUGGGUGCACAAAAAUAA
Liolophura sinensis is the source of this 1995-nucleotide messenger RNA. RefSeq names its product delta-sarcoglycan-like. Bases 128 to 976 code for a protein of 282 amino acids. NCBI's taxonomy places the organism in Eukaryota, Metazoa, Mollusca, Polyplacophora, Chitonida, Chitonidae. The transcript is spliced from 8 exons. The record is from RefSeq and is a predicted model, not a curated record. Gene Ontology annotation, cellular component: membrane; sarcoglycan complex.